This is a messenger RNA of Batrachochytrium dendrobatidis JAM81, 657 nucleotides long. RefSeq lists its product as uncharacterized. The transcript is spliced from 4 exons. The record is from RefSeq and is a predicted model, not a curated record. The coding region runs from base 1 to 657 and encodes 218 amino acids. NCBI's taxonomy places the organism in Eukaryota, Fungi, Chytridiomycota, Chytridiomycetes, Rhizophydiales. Gene Ontology annotation, molecular function: oxidoreductase activity.
AUGACAACUACGAUUAAGAUUGACAUUACAUCAGAUGUUGUAUGUCCGUGGUGUUUUGUUGGUCAACGCAGACUGGAAACUGCCAUAACAACAUUCAAGGCACAAAGUCAUGACAAUGUGAUAUUUGAUAUCAAGUAUCUUCCAUUUGAGCUUGGUGGUAAGAACGGAUUGACCAAACAAGGUAUUCCCAAAGUCGAGUAUUUAGCAAACAAGUUUGGUGCAUCUGCCGUAGCGAGUAUGAAUGCUCGUAUGGCUGAUCUAGGCAAAGAAGAAAACAUUGCCUUUCGUUUUGGUGGAAACCGAUCAAACACACUGGACGCACAUCGUAUUCUCUACCUUGCAGCACAAAAGGGAAUCCAGUAUAAAGUCUCGGAAGGUUUAUUCAGCGCAUAUCACGAACAUGAACGUAAUAUUGGUGAUGAUCAAGUACUUGCUGAUGUUUAUGCAGCAGCUGGUGGUGAUCGGAAUGAAGCGAUUGCUUAUCUAAAGACUGAUCAAAACGCAGAUGUUGUCAAAGGACUGCAGCAAAAGGCUCUGCAAAAGGGUGUGAAUGGCGUGCCUUAUUUUGAGAUUGAAGAAUACAAAAUAAGCGGUGCUGAAUCCUCACAGACAUUUGUGAGUAUUUUUGAAAAGAUUCUUGAAGCUCGACAAGUUUAA